AUGAUUUCUGCAAUAGUUUCAGUAUCUCUUCUGGCUAUUGCAUCUUUGUUGCCCAAUGUCUACGCUAGUUCAAUGCCUCGCGAUAUUGAACUGGAAGCCAGGAACGUGGCUGAAAGUUAUCAAUUGAUUGCCUCGUCCCCGCUCCUGGAAGAGCUUGACAAAAUCAUUGCCGCGAACCCGCAAGGACGGAGCCUCGUAAACAUAACGGCUAGGAGGGUUAAAGAACUUGAAAGAAGCAUCCUGGCAAACCGACAAAUGCCACCAAGAAAUCGCCCAUUCAGAUCCCACGGCCGCGUUCAUGAAGGCGCUCAUCAGGGCUACCUGGAGUGCAGUAACCCUGUGGGCUGUGGUCCCAAUGCCCCUGCCUGGGUUCAAGACACACUUGUUUCAAUCACAUCAGCAAAGGUGACCACAAAUCAGGUUGCAAGUCCUGCUCAAGUCAACUCAGACCAUAAGCAGACAACGACACUGGCAGUUGGGACAUUGCAUGCAGUCGCUAAGGGCUCCACAACAGGCUGGAAUAUUGCAGCUUCACUGAACAUCAAGGGUGCGCAGGUUGGCUUUUCAUAUACAAACCAAAAGUCAGAAACGGUCACCCUUACCACAACGAGGACAGAUACUGGGACUUGUGGACCAAGGAGGAGGUGCCAAUGGGUAACCUCCACUUUCAAAGCCAAAGUUAAAGGAAAAUGCUUUAUGACUGCGGUUUCGGAGUGCAACAGGGGGAAAAGAGAUAUGUGUGGGAGAGAUAGGAACCGAUUCUUCAGAGGAUGCCUCCGACAGGCCACCGCCUCCAGGAGGGGUUGCAAGGACCCCGUCGGACAACGACGAUUAUUUGAUUGCGAGCUCGACUACCCGCUACUUGAUGAUAAGGGAAAACCGCUUUAUGAAAUCAAUUGGAAGACCGAGUCAAUUGACAAGUGA
Molecule: messenger RNA, 924 nt
Organism: Ophidiomyces ophidiicola
Lineage: Eukaryota; Fungi; Ascomycota; Eurotiomycetes; Onygenales; Onygenaceae
Exons: 1
Coding region: 1-924 (307 amino acids)
Source: RefSeq, a predicted model, not a curated record